CCAAUCGUUGUUGUCUCCUACACGUGACAAAUUCCAACAGGUUAAAUGUCUUAGAAGUCUAAUAGUGUGGAAAUUGUUUUUUUAUGAUUUUGAAAUUUAAUUAACAGAAUGAUGCGACGUAUUAUAUUCAAGUUGCUUACUCAAUAUUCAUGAUCGGAAAUUAUGACGACGAUAUAUACCGAAGAUAUCGAACAGUUGUUAACCUUGUUUUCUAGGAAAGGCCAGUAUGAUGCCAGGGCCGGUGAACAAAGUUAUGAAAUACACAAGAAAUGUGAAGAACUGUUUGAGAGAGAUUAUAUUUGCUGUAAAAUAGAAAAUGAAAGAGGGACAUUAUCUACCAAUUAUCCAUCUUGUAUAAUAAUUCCUGCUAAGGAAAAGUCAGUAUUAAAGAAAGAGUUAGAGCUGUCAAAAAGUUCAGCUAGUGGAAUUUAUGACUUUGACGCUGUUAAAUUUAAAGAAAUAGCAAAUAAAUCAAGUUUAGCCAGGUGUCGUACUAGGUUUCCUGUACCUGUGAUUCUAUGUGAAGGAAAGUUUGUUUGCCGAUCUGCUACAUUGGCUUGUGGUGGAGAAAUGUUGUUGAGAGAUAUGUCAGGCUGCAUUUUUAGUUCUUCUGGAAGUUCAGAUGUUGAUGAAAAAAACAGUGUUUCAUAUACAAGAAAUGGAGCUUUCUUUACUGAGCUGCGUAGUCAAGAUAUAAAAUUAUUAAAGGAAUUAUCUGUUGGUUAUAUCUGUGACCUUAUGGUUGAAAAUAAAAAAGUUAAAUAUGGCUUAAAAGUUAGUUCUUCAGAAAAAAUAGAUAAAGAAAAUAGGUACUGUGAUUUUAAGAUAGUGCAGCUUCCAUAUCCAGGUUGUGAAUUCUUCAGAAAAUUUAAAGACAACAACUAUGUUGCUGAAGGUUUAAUGUUUGAUUGGGAACAGAAUUAUGUUGAUUCAUCUCUGACUUUACCUUCUGAUUCAAUAUCGGCUUUAGGUAUUCAUUGGUCAAAUUAUAAAAUGUGGGAUCUAGUCAAGUUAACUCAGAACUACUUAAAGCUACUUUUGAUGUAUGUUGUCGAAGGAACAUCAAGCAUUCUUAUACAUUGUAUAUCAGGUUGGGAUCGCACUCCACUUUUCAUUUCAUUAUUGAGAAUGUCGCUGUGGGCAGAUGGCAGAGCUCAUUCUAGUCUGAGUGCAGUAGAAAUGGCAUAUUUGACAUUGGCAUAUGAUUGGUACCUUUUUGGCCAUGAUCUUCCAUCAAGAUUAAAAGUUGGUGAAGAGAUAUUAUUUUUCUGCUUUGAAUUCUUAAAAUUUAUCUCUUCUGAUGAUUUUUCUGCCAAGAAAAGAAGCCGAAAAAUAAGUAACAACUGUGCUACUGAUAAUCCAUUGGACAUUUUAAUUGAAGAAGAAUCACUUACUAAAUCAGGAGAAAUCAGUGAUACUAGUCUAUGUAGUAAUAGUCAUAUAGAAAAUGGAAGGUCAAGCAUAUUCUAUGCAAGUCUUGAGUCCCAUCAUGAAAACUAUCCAACUGCAGUAUUUUAUGCUAGUGUGGAAUCAGGAGAAGAUUCUGACAGUUUCAAGAGUGUGAAAUCAAACAAUGCAGACACUAGUUCAUCUGAUAGUGAAACACCUCCAUCUGUGUGUUUGGUGAAUAACUUAGAAAACUUUACAAAUAACAAUGGGAUCUAUAAAAGUCCAACCUUAGCUAGUAGUCCUGUACCAGUUCCUAAUAGUCGACAGCGAAUGGAUAGCAUGUCUAGUUUAGGAAGUUGGCAGUAUGUAUCAGGCACUGGAAGUUUACUUGGAUCUGUUACAUCUAGGAGUUCCUCUGCUGAGCUAAAUAUGAAUGGAUUGCAGUCAAAUCAUAGUUUAAAUCAAGAAAAUGGAAAUGUGGCCAGUUGCUCAGCAAGUGUACAAGAAAGAGCUGAAAAACUAUUAUCCAUACACAAUCUAAUUAACUCUGUUUAUAGAAAAGUCAUAGAGAGCAAAGAUAGUUCAUAUAGUGAACGGUCAAGCUACUUUCCAUGGCGUAGAUGACAUGAAAAUGUCCUAUUGCUUGUUAGUGUUAAGUGUUUUAUCCUGAUCUUCAUAUAAAUCUGCAUUUCUGGUUAAUUUAAAGCAAAAAGCACCAGUUUUUUUUUUUUCUUUAUGACUGUUAUUGUAUGAAGUAGUAAAAGAUUUUACAUGCAUGUCUUUUUUAUAUUUUGUGUCACAGAAUUUUGAUUUUCUUUUAUUAAUUCAGUUUUAUAUAAAAAUUAAAGUGUUCUAAAUUUUGCAUUACAUUGUAUGUAUGUGAUAAUAAAAAAUAAUAACAUUGAAUUGCAAUUCGAUGUAAGUAAUAUGUAUCUACUAAAAGCUUUAUUAUGAGUGAGAGUUUCUGAAACUUUUUCUUCAUUUGAAUCUCGCCCCCCCCUCCCAAUCAAGCUUAAGUUUUGAAGUUGUAAAUUGAUUUUGGUUAUUUUAUCUCAGUUGUCUUUUUUUUUUUCUUUCUUUUUUCUACAUUUUUCCGUAAGCAAGGAUGGAAAAAUUGAGGAUAAUUAUUUAUUUAGAAUUUCUUUUCUUAUAUUAUUUAUUUGUUGCUUUGGUGAUUUGGAAGAAAUUGUAGACUGUAAUUUUUUAAUGGUCAUUGUUCUAGAUGUGCUGUGAUAGAUAACAAAGGUGAUUUUUUUAAAAUCUUUUUCUCUCUCUCUCUUUUUUUUUUUUUAAAUAUACACGUAUAUGUCUGAUUGUUACUACAGUGUGUAUUUUUAAAAUUCAAUGUACAAUUAACAGAUUAAAAAAACAUGUUUUGAUUGUACUAUUUAAUGCCAUAUAUAGUUGUAAACAUGAAAAAUGAUAAUUUAUUUGAGUUAUUUGUUGUAAAUUUCAAAAUAAAGACUUAAAUAAUUUUA
This is a messenger RNA of Stegodyphus dumicola, 2867 nucleotides long. RefSeq names its product phosphatidylinositol-3,5-bisphosphate 3-phosphatase MTMR14-like. Lineage: Eukaryota; Metazoa; Arthropoda; Arachnida; Araneae; Eresidae. Gene Ontology annotation, molecular function: phosphatidylinositol-3-phosphate phosphatase activity. The record is from RefSeq and is a predicted model, not a curated record. Gene Ontology annotation, biological process: dephosphorylation.